Molecule: messenger RNA, 588 nt
Organism: Nezara viridula (southern green stink bug)
Lineage: Eukaryota; Metazoa; Arthropoda; Insecta; Hemiptera; Pentatomidae
Source: the annotation of a GenBank genome assembly
CGAAAAGUUUUAGAAAAAUCUUGGUUGGAGGACGAAAACCUGCAGCCAAAAAGAUUUGUAACAGUACGCCACAGGAGUGGGGCAGGCCAUAUAUAUAACCAGAAUAUUUAUUCCAUCACCAACACAAUCUCACUACUUGUCUUCACCAUGAUCAAGUUUGUAGUCCUCGCCAUCGCCAUCUCCGCAGUGCACUGCCAGUACGGCGGCUACCACCAGGAGGCCCCGCAGUACCACGAGGAGCAGUACUACGACCCUCCUCACUACCAGUUCCACUACGACGUCCACGACGAGCACACCGGAGACAUCAAGAGCCAGCACGAGCAGAGGGAGGGGGACAAGACCGAAGGCGAAUACAGCCUCGUCGAACCCGACGGCUCCUUGAGGGUGGUCAAGUACGCCGUCGAAGGAAAGUCUGGAUUCCAAGCUGAGGUCCAGAAGGAGCAUGGCAAGUACAAGCCAGCUCCCGAACCAAGCUACAACAAGCCUGAACCAUCCUACUACAAACCAAGCUACCAUUAAGGAAUAGGUUAUUGAAAACCUAUUUUUUUGUAUUAUAUGUAAAAAUAAACUUUUUUAUAUAUUUUUUAA